AUCCAAGGUAAUUAGAGUACUACAUUUUUGUUAGGUAAGGAAAGUCAGUUUCUUAUACAGUAAAGAGCAUUUCUUAAGUCAGAGUCUACGUUCUUUAAGUUGAAAUGCAUAUAUCCAAAAAUAAUGUGUGGAGAUGAUUCCAAUAAAUAGAAUGACAGAAAGUGAAUAAAGAAGGGUUCAGUGCCAGUGGUCUGUGUUUGUAUAACAAGAAGUUUAACCCUAAUUUUGAAGCUCUGUUUCUUCAUAUUAUGCCGUCAAGGUAGACCCUAUCAGUAUAAAUAGCCGUCUGCAUUCAGACGUGGCCCACUAAUACUGUAUCUAAAAGCAGUAAUCCUGUGCUCUGAGCCGACCGUCUUCUAAAUUUAAUCCUAUAUGACCAGGAGGAGACACAGUGCUACACUUUAAAUACGCAGUUUAAAAGUAAUGUUUAAGAAUAAUAACUGUUGAUUGUCAUUACCUGCUUUAUUAAAAUGUUAAACACCUUCUUCACAUGUGCUGAGAAGUUACUGUAUGUAUAAUCUGCGUAAAACACCCACAUAGUAAAUCCUCAUGGAUUAACACAUUUGACAUGUGCCCCUUUUAUCUGGUUCUUUGUGUAAUGUAACACCGGUAAAUAUUUCACGUAAAAAGGAAAGAGACCGGAUUUAAGGUUUACUUUUUAAAAGGCAGCUGUUAAACACUUUCCUGUUUGGGUUCAAGAACUGUGUCUCAAGAAUAAGACUUUCCUAGAACACAAUGAAAACAGGAAGGUCGACGCAUCCUGUUCUUGUGCAUCAUUAAAAAACGAAAGCAUGCAUGUGGAAAUUGAAAAUAGUCCAAAGAAUAUCAGCAUCAGCAUUUAGACCGACAAAACUUAUGCUAAAGCAAGUCUUUGUCAAAUUAAAUAAAUAGAGCAGAGUGGCCACUGUUUCCUGAGAACAGCUCAAUCAUAAUAUAGUGAAUGUCUAAAAUAAAUAAUUAAAUAAUAGUUAAUAGCCCUAUAUGUGAAUAAACUUAAAAUGUAAAUAAUAAUUUAUUGUUUCCCUCCAUUUCAUAAAUGAUGUGCAUCAUUUUCACCACGUUACAAAUUGAAGAUGUGAGGCUGAUGUAAGAGACCAGACGUUUUGCCUCAUUUAGGACAAAGUGAGUUCACACAGAGGUUAAGCUCAUUAUCAAUGUCCUGUACAUGCAACACUCACACUUUUUAUCUACACACGUCUUGUAAGAGUUCUGAAGGCUAUACUGAUUACUGAGAAGAAAAGUAACAACACAAGGGAGUGUGCCUAAACCUUAAACAUUUGUUUCUGCAUUUUUCUUUUGCACUGAUGUCAGACCCUUUGCUUCUUAUCUCUUUUCAAGCCAUCAAAGCACGGCUAUGGCCGAAGAAGAAAUCAAGCAAAAUCUCCAACGAUGAGCCUAAGAAAGAGGAAAAGGUUGUCAAACCAGCGGCCUCCGCAGCCAAGUGUGCCUUACCAAAGCUGACCGAAAUGGAGAGAUUCAGGCAGUCGCCAUUCGAGAGGGUUGUCUAUGACAUGGCCCACAAUGAGAAGAUCGUCAACGACCUGAUGCUUGGUAGAAGGGUUGGCUUCUAUGAGCUGCGAGGAGAGAUUGGCCAGGGCAACUUCUCCACGGUCAGGCUGGGCAUCCAUGCCCUCACGAAAGAGAGAGUAGCGGUCAAAGUCAUGGACAAGCUGCGUAUGGAGAAGAAGAGUCAGUCUUUCACGGCCUCAGAAAUCCGCAGCAUGGAGAAGCUGUGCCACCCGAACAUAGUACGUCUUUACGAGGUGAUGGAGAGCAGCAGGAAACUGUAUCUUGUGAUGGAGUAUGGCAGCGGUGGAGAUCUGUUCUCCCGGAUCACCACCAGGGGGAAGCUGAACGACCUUGAAACCAAACUGGUCUUUGCACAAGUCGUGUCUGCUGUUAAACACAUGCAUGACAACAACAUCGUCCACAGAGACCUCAAGGCAGAGAACAUCUUCUACUCCACCAGCCACUGCAUCAAGGUCGGAGAUUUUGGCUUCAGCACUGAGAGCUGCCCCAAUGAGCUCCUCACCAAUUUCUGUGGCUCUCCGCCUUACGCUGCUCCUGAACUGUUUAAGGAAAAAGGCUACUUUGGACGUCACUCCGAUACCUGGGCGUUGGGUAUCCUCUUGUACUUCAUCGUGACGGGCACGUUGCCCUUUCACGGAGACAACCUGGGGAGGUUGAAGCGCAGCAUCCUCCAGGGGGCUUACAGCAUCCCUUCGUAUGUGCCCAACCCCUGCCAGCUGGUCAUCAAGGGCCUGCUGCGGCCUGUGCCUGCCGAUCGUUCUACUCUCACGCAGAUUAUAAACGAUACUUGGCUGAGGGGGAUCGAAUACCCUCGCCCUUACGUCCCGUUGCCGCUGUCCCCGGCCCACUUUGCCCAGGCGGGGCAGGCUCUGUGCGUGGAGGAGCAGGAGGUUAAGGGUUUGCUGUCGGAUCUGGGCAUUGUGACAGUUCAUUUGCAAAAUAAUCCUUGUUCGGACUGCAGGAGCCCACUGACGGGGACCUACCGGAUCCUCCUCCAUCGGGUCCAUAAGAGGAGGUCGGUGGAGGCUGUAGGUUAUUCAGAGCUCGAUACUGAUGACUACGGGUGCCUGAAGAACUGGUCUGCAGCUUCUGUGACCAAACACUCUCCUUCUGCUGUCUGUGUUUUACUAUGAUUAUAAAUAGCUGGACUGCUUCAGCUAAGGCCUCACAGGCCCUUUAUCACAUGCAGAUGUGCCCAUAUGCAAGUAUUCAAGUUGGAUUGUGCAAUAUUGGACUAAAAUGGUGCACACUUAGAGGUUGAGGGGUUAUUGGCAGGGUUCUUCUCUCCCACAGUGUAAGUCAAUAAGAGCUCACAGAUUGUGAGCUGUGGAUUACUGCUCUGAUUAUAUCUCCAACAACAAGCUCAGACAGGCAAGACAUGCAUCUGUACAGCUAUGAGAAUCUUCCAAUCCAACUUAGUCAGAGCAUAAAUCUACUGAACUAAUCCGAGGCCACAGGUAAUCCUAAUAGCACAGCCCCCGUCCAACCGAAAUGAAACCUGAGACUGAGAGGGGGAAGAAACUCGUCAUGGAAAAUAAAAUACGAGGCCAGAACGAGAGACUUUUAAAAUGAAAAAUGUAUUUUCUGUUUUGAACACAAUAAAUGAUCUCUAAAAUGCCUUCAUAGAAUGUAUGGGUAUUGGUCUUAUAUUUUAUAAUCUGUGGCAUUUUAUUAACCACCUGGUGGAAGGAUGUCAAAUGGGUCAGGAUAGAGCCCACGAUAUUAUGGUCUGUUUUUUUUCUUCACUUUCUGUAA
Messenger RNA from Platichthys flesus (European flounder), 3285 nucleotides. RefSeq names its product serine/threonine-protein kinase NIM1. Bases 1305 to 2663 code for a protein of 452 amino acids. The record is from RefSeq and is a predicted model, not a curated record. NCBI's taxonomy places the organism in Eukaryota, Metazoa, Chordata, Actinopteri, Pleuronectiformes, Pleuronectidae. Gene Ontology annotation, biological process: intracellular signal transduction; protein phosphorylation; microtubule cytoskeleton organization. Gene Ontology annotation, molecular function: ATP binding; protein serine/threonine kinase activity; tau-protein kinase activity. The transcript has 3 exons. Gene Ontology annotation, cellular component: cytoplasm.